AUGCCUUGCGUAGUGAUAUUCGGAAAGCAUUUUAUCUCGGACCUGGAUUGCACGGAUGUGUUAUCGUUGAAACGUGAGAUUUCACAAAAACAUGGUGUUCCAGUAGAAGACUUGUUGGCAACGCUCAAUGGGAGGCUCGUGUCUGAUGAUUACGACAUCAGGACAUCCAACAAUGUGGUCCGGUUGUCUACUAAACUUGUUGGAGGGAAAGUGAUAUUCGGAAAGCAUUUUAUCUCGGACCUGGAUUGCACGGAUGUGUUAUCGUUGAAACGUGAGAUUUCACAAAAACAUGGUGUUCCAGUAGAAGACUUGUUGGCAACGCUCAAUGGGAGGCUCGUGUCUGAUGAUUACGACAUCAGGACAUCCAACAAUGUGGUCCGGUUGUCUUCUAAACUUGUUGGAGGGAAAGGUGGGUUCGGAUCUAUGUUGCGUGCUAUUGGUUCACAAAUAGAGAAGACCACGAACCGUGAAUCUUGUAGAGACCUCUCCGGGCGUCGCUUGCGUGACAUUAACGAAGAAAAAAGGCUAAGAAAGUGGCUGGAAGGCCAGGAAGAGAGGGAAAAAGAAGCCGCUGAACGGAAACAGAAAAAGUUCGAAAGACUUGUGGCAGAACCAAAAAUUGAAGUGAACUUAAACCCUAGUUACGAGAAGGAGCGUCAAGACCUCCCAGAGCGUGUGAGCUCUGCAGUGGAGGCUGGGUGGCAGGCAGCAGGCUCCUCAAAUACUUUGAAAAGGAAGUCUGACAGUGACAAGGCCAAACCAAAGAAAGCCAAGCUUUGGAUUGAUGCAGACUUGUCUGACUGCUCAUCUCUGAGUGAGGAUGAGGAGGAUGAUGAGAAAACUUCAAGUCCUGGUCAGCAAGUGUCCACAGACAGUGGCAAUGAGUCUGACAAGGCAUCCACAAGUAGCGAAUAA
This is a messenger RNA of Spodoptera littoralis (African cotton leafworm), 915 nucleotides long. NCBI's taxonomy places the organism in Eukaryota, Metazoa, Arthropoda, Insecta, Lepidoptera, Noctuidae. The record is from the annotation of a GenBank genome assembly.